Molecule: messenger RNA, 1900 nt
Organism: Octodon degus (degu)
Lineage: Eukaryota; Metazoa; Chordata; Mammalia; Rodentia; Octodontidae
Gene: Fbxo25
Product: F-box protein 25
Exons: 11
Coding region: 343-1446 (367 amino acids)
Biological process (GO): protein ubiquitination
Cellular component (GO): SCF ubiquitin ligase complex; nucleus; cytoplasm
Molecular function (GO): protein binding
Source: RefSeq, a predicted model, not a curated record
CCACUCCUCCAGCGCGUUCCCAGCAAGCCCUACGCCUUAGGCUCAGCGCAGGACACGCUCUCGUCGCCAACAGGGCUGCGGACGGAGCCGAAGCCCGGCCCGCGUCCACCGAGGCACGGCUUGCAGACCCCGCCCGCGCGCUCAGUGCGCCCGCGCGCGCAGUGGCCACUGAGACUCCGCAGCUCCUCGCCUCGUGGCUCCGCACCAGCCAAUCAGCGCGGCCGGGGGCGGAGCUUCUCGGGGUGAGCGGGCGGCAGGGAGCGACUUCCGGCAAUACUGCUUGGGCGGCGCCCCCUGUGUGCACCGGGUCACCGUUCACCAGGUGGGGACCGCAGGAGAACCAUGCCAUUUCUGGGUCAGGACUGGAGAUCUCCUGGGUGGAGUUGGAUUAAAACUGAAGAUGGCUGGAAAAGAUGUGAUUCCUGUAGUCAGGAGCUUGAAAGUGAGAACAGCCGGUGUACUGUCACUCAUGACCUUAUCUUAAACAGUGAAGAUGAAGAAAUAUUCAAUAAUGAAGAGUGUGAAUAUGCAUCAAAAAAAAGGAAAAAGGACCAUUUCAGAAAUGACACAAAUGCCCAAAGCUUUUAUCGUGAAAAAUGGAUCUAUGUCCAUAAAGAAAGCACAAAAGAAAGGCACGGUUAUUGUACCUUGGGAGAAGCCUUUAACCGGCUAGACUUUUCAAGUGCAAUUCAGGAUAUCCGAAGGUUCACUUAUGUGGUCAAACUGUUGCAGCUGAUUGCAAGAUCGCAGUUAACUUCGUUGAGUGGUGUGGCACAGAAGAAUUACUUCAACAUUUUGGAUAAAAUCGUUCAGAAGGUUCUCGAUGACCACCAGAAUCCUCGCCUGAUCAAAGAUCUUCUGCAAGAUCUGAGCUCUACCCUGUGUAUCCUUAUCAGAGGAGUAGGGAAGUCAGUGCUAGUGGGGAACAUCAAUAUUUGGAUUUGUCGCUUAGAAACUGUCCUCGGCUGGCAACAGCAGCUACAGAAUCUUCAGAUGACUAAGCACGUGAACAGUGGCCUCACCCUCAGCGACCUGCCCUUGCACAUGCUGAACAACAUCCUGCACCGCUUCUCAGAUGGGUGGGACAUUGUCACUCUGGGCCAGGUGACACCCACCUUGUAUGUGCUCAGUGAGGACAGGCAGCUAUGGAAGAAGCUGUGUCAGUACCACUUUGCUGAGCAGCAGUUUUGUAGACAUUUGAUUCUUUCAGAAAAAGGUCAUAUUGAAUGGAAGUUGAUGUAUUUUACACUUCAGAAAUACUAUCCAACUAAAGAACAGUAUGGAGACACCUUACAUUUUUGUCGACACUGCAGUAUUCUUUUUUGGAAGGACUACCACCUCGCGUGGUUAUUCAAGGACUCAGGACACCCCUGCACUGCGGCUGACCCAGACAGCUGCUUCACCCCCGUGUCUCCACAGCACUUCAUCGAUCUCUUCAAGUUCUAAAGACAGCCCUCAUCCAUGCUGUCCCUGUCGGAGGCAACACUUUACUUUCUGUGUAGUAGGUGUUUCCUGUGACCAAAAGCCAUGGCUGAGAGUCCCUGAGUCCCUGGCAUCUGGAAGGAACGUGAGAAACUGCCCUCAGCCGCUGUGUUGUUGUAUAUUUCCAUCUCUAAAGGGGUCAAGAGAUCCAAGCAAAUCAUUUCUAUGUCUGUCUUUAAAACUUCUCUUCUUCUAAGCACAUUAAAAUUUGGAAUUUUGUAUAUUUACAAAUACAGAUCAAAGAUUUUAGAGCCUACAUUAUAUGUUGAACUGACACAACCAACCCAAGAAUAUGUUUCACAGUUGUCAAAUUAGUUUUCCACCUUAUAAUACCUGGGGCACAAGAUAAAACAAUUGAUCCUUGGAAAUACAUUGUGCAGAAUAUUUAUUUUUCUUAAAAUGUAAUUUCAUGACUACA